Messenger RNA from Pantherophis guttatus, 8655 nucleotides. RefSeq names its product ATP/GTP binding carboxypeptidase 1 (gene AGTPBP1). Gene Ontology annotation, molecular function: zinc ion binding; metallocarboxypeptidase activity. Gene Ontology annotation, biological process: C-terminal protein deglutamylation; proteolysis; protein side chain deglutamylation. The record is from RefSeq and is a predicted model, not a curated record. Lineage: Eukaryota; Metazoa; Chordata; Lepidosauria; Squamata; Colubridae.
UUUUUUAUUCUGGUUUGUAAGAAUUGGAUUGUGUUUUUUUUUUCUUCUCUUGUCUUCUUUUCAUUUUUUUUUCAUAUCCUGAUUUUAAUCUUUGAAGUUUAUGUGUGAAGUGUACUCAAAAUGACAAUGUUCCUGAUUAUCUGAUAACAACCUGAUUGCAGAAAAGUUAAUUGAGAACUGAAAUAUGUGUAUUUGAAAAACUAGUAUUCAUAUGCCAUGGCUUUCUCCAAAGAUUUAACAUAGAAGGCUUUCUGACAACAAAAAACAAAAAACAACCCACUCUGAUCUUUUGCCAUGAAAUUCUAAUAUCUUCUAACAGUAAGAAUCUUUUUGAAGUUGUCUAUGGCAAUGAUACAUAUUUUCCUAACCCAAAAUCUGAUUCAUAAAAUUGAACUAAUUAUUUUUCCUUUUAUGCCCAAGUGAUAGUUUUAAUGUAUUUAAAUUUAUUUUAGUGUUCUUUGUAUGUAAUAAUCUUCAAAAUUAUUAACAUUUUUAAGCUUAAUUAGAGAAUUCUUCUCAAUGUUUAUUUUCCGACUAUGAGAACUAUGUUCAGUAGGUUUUCUAUAAAAUUAAAAUUAUUACUACCUUUAUAUAUAUAAUUACGAGAAUAAGUUUCAUUUGUAGUGUGCAAAAUACUGUUCAGAUUAAAUAACUGAAGUAAAAGAAAUUGGGUAAUAUAUGUGGAAUCUGUUGUAUUUGAACUUGUUAGAUGUGCAAGCUAUUAAAAAAUAUAAGGCAUGAAGCAAAAUUUUAAGUGCUGAACUCUUAUUUAGAGUAUCAACUAAGCAGCCAUCGCAUAUCUCUCUAUUUUAGAUCUAUUUCUUUUUGUUGAACAUUUUUGUGUUGCUACAUAGCUUUGAAAUUUCUGUCCUCGCUUAGGAGUGUUUCUCCUUUCAUCUUCUGUGUAGAUAUUGGCAGUACUAUAUAUAACUCAUGGCAUUAAGACACAAUUGGCUCGGUUCUGUGCAAUAUGUAUUCCAAAAUAAUACAGAUAUAUUUGUAUUUGGUACUAUUUUUUCACAUUUUUCAUCUGAGAAUUGCUUUCAGCUAAGCCAAUGAUAAGGGUAUUACAUCUGUAAUGAUUAUUUUUGAAUAAGACCCGAUUUUUGCUAGCAGAGAUAUUUUUGAGAAAUAAUAUGGAAUAGGAUACAUACACUUACAACAUUUCACAAUAGGGAAGCAUUUGGUAAAUCUUACAUAAUAUUGUUUGCAAAAUAAGGAAGUUUAAAUUUUCUCAUUCUAGGAAUCGAAUAUUAUGCUCCAGAUGAGAUUGUACCAUUUUUUCCUUGCAUUUCAUUAAUUUGUAAGAUAUUCUGUUCAGAAUAGUUUCCUUCCUAUAUUUUCACACUUCAUAUCAAUUAGUUAUGUCUGCAUGUUUGCCAGAUUUCAAUUUUUGUGUAAGCUUCUACAAACCCUUUACACCAAACUUUUUUUUUUUUUUUUUUUUUUGCAAUUUCAUCAUCUUGUGAGGGUACUCUGUGGGACAUAAUAGGUAGCAGAAUAUCAGUAAGAAUACUAUGUAUUUGUGCAUAUUUUGUCACAAACCCUUAAUACAAUGUCUGUACAUUUAAGAAAUAUUUUAAAAUAAAACACUUGAAUUAAAACGAACUACAUUGUUCAAAUUGUUUGAAAUAGAACAGUUAGUUGUAUUUUAACUUUGCGAAUUAAAUUAAAAAAAAUAGAAAUACAAUAGUUAGAAAAUCGUUGUUUUUAUUUGUUCCUUUUCCCAGCUGUUUUAUGUACUACAAAAGGUAUAAGUACCAGGAUAUAUUGGGUGGAAAUAAUUAUAGUUGACUCUGUAACUUGCAUACAAAGUAAUCACAUUUACUGUAUGUAAAGAUAAUAAUAUAGGCUGGAAAUUUUGUCUAAUCAUGGCUUUCUAGUUAUGUAAAAUAGGUAUGCUCGCAUGAAGGAAUGCCAUAUUUGUGAAAUGACUCUUUUAUUGUUUUGAAGGAAACUUACUUCCACAGUAAAAUGUAUUACUAUUAUAUUUGUUCCAGAAUCAGUCUUCUGAAUUCUGUAAAACAGUCUCAAGAUUUCUGAGUUUAGUCUUGAAGAGGAACUGUGGCCUUAUGACAUGAAGUGGUUGCCCUGGUAACAUACCAUAUAGCAGUUGUGUCUUUAUCUGGCUCUAGAAUUAGAUCACUGUUUAAGGAAUGAUUAAGCUAUAGGUAACACUUAGUUUUCAGUUUGGAUAAAGGCAUUUUUAGCAGAAAGAAUGCAGAAAUGAGGCGUAGCCAUCGAUUCCAUGUUACAGUCAGGAUGUUUAAACCACUUGGAAAGUGGGUCACUCUGGACAAUUCCGCUCAGUCUUGGCAAGAGGGAAAUAUUUCUCGUGUAACUAACAACUCUCGGAUUUUAAGUCUGUUGGCACAACUGGAGAAGAUCAAUGCAGAAUGUUUGGUAGAAGUGGACACUGCCAGAUAUGUUACAUCAAAAAUUCUUCACCUGGCUCAAAGUCAAGAAAAAAUCAGAAAAGAUAUGACUGCCAAAGGUUCAACAGGGAUAGAAGUUAUUCUCUCAACUUUAGAGAACACAAGAGAUUUUCAGACUAUAUUAAACAUCUUAAAUAUCUUAAUUGAAUUGGUGGCAGCAGGCAACAGUCGAAGAACAAGUUUUCUCGUUUCUCGAGGAGGGACACAGAUUUUGUUGCAAUUACUUGUGAACGCAAGCAAAGAACCCCCACCAAAUGAAGAAUUAAUGGUGCUACUACAUUCUCUUCUUGCUAAAAUAGGCCCCAAAGAUAGAAAAUUUGGAGUAAAAGCCCGAAUUAGUGGUGCUUUAAAUAUAACUCUGAACAUAGUGAAACAAAACUUGCAGCAUCAAAGGCUAAUUCUGCCUUGUCUUCAAGUGUUAAGAGUGUAUUCAACUAAUUCUGUAAAUGCUGUUUCCUUGGGUAAGAAUGGAGUUGUGGAAUUGAUAUUUAAGAUAAUUGGUCCUUACAGUAAGAAAAAUACUGGCGUUAUGAAGGUUGCUCUAGAUACCCUCACUGCACUUCUAAAAUCAAAAACAAAUGCACGGAGAGCUGUGGAUAGAGGCUAUGUCCAAAUGCUGUUAACAAUUUAUGUAGAUUGGCACCGUCAUGAUAGUCGGCAUAGACAUAUGUUAAUCCGUAAGGGAAUCUUGCAAUCUAUUAAAAGUAUUACCAAUAUCAAGCUGGGAAGAAAAGCAUUUCUAGAUGUUGAUGGGAUGAAAACUCUGUACAAUACUUCACAGGAAUGCCUUGCAGUAAGAACUCUGGAUCCACUUGUCAACAUUUCUAGUCUGAUAAUGAGGAAAUGCUAUCCUAAAAAUCGUCUUCCGUUACCGACCAUUAAAAGUGCUUUCCAUUUCCAACUACCUGUUAUGCCUGUUAAUGGACCAGUGUAUCAGCUGUAUAGUUUGCCUCCUGAAGUGGAUGACGUAGUAGAUGAAAGUGAUGACAAUGAUGACAUCGACACAGAAUCUGAGGUUGAAAAUGAUAAUGAAGAUGACAUAGAUCAACAUUUUAAGAACGAUGACAUUGAGACAGAUAUCAAUAAACUGAAACCAAAGCAGGAAUUGGGACGACCAGUGGAAGAUUUGAGAAUGUAUGAACAUUUUUUCCCAGAACUCUCAGAGGAUUUUCAGGAAUGUGACCUCAUUUCAAAGGAACCAAAGUCUUUUUCAAACAACUCAGCUCCAGGAGGACCUAUUGUUGUUCCCACUGCUGGAGAGGAACCAUCCUUAACAAAUGACAUGAUGCAACUUCCUGUGAAGGAGAGUAAUCUGCAAAGUGAAGACUGUAAUAAAAGACCAGGCUUUUUGGGAUUGGUAAAAAAUGAUGGUAUCAUGGAUAAUAGUUUGCAGCAUCAAGGUGAUCAAAUAAAAUUGCUUCCAUCAUGCCAGUGCCUGAAUCAUGAAAUUGUAAGAGACUUUGACCGAAUUUCACUUCAAAAUACAUCCAAAAGUGAACAGUCCAAAAUGACUGUGACAAAAAACGAAUGUAAAACUAGCUUUAGUGAAAUUACCUGUAAUAAACCUUUUCAACAUGUUCCAACAUGUGGAAGUGUUUUGUUUGAGGGACGGUCUGUCCAGCUGGGAAAACUAUGCUGUUCUGGACCUGAUCCUGAAGAAGAAGAAGUAUCUUGUUCAGUUUCUAUAGGAGAGCAAGUAACAAUUGAAAUGCCUGAUACAAUACAACUGCAUGAUCCAGAACUCUAUAUUGAAACAGUGAAAAAUACUAGAUCUGUUCCUGAAUAUUCAGAAGUCGCUUAUCCUGAUUAUUUUGGACAUAUUCCACCUUCAUUUAAAGAACCUAUCCUUGACAGACCAUAUGGUGUACAGAGAAAUUUCGGAUUCGACUUCUUUGAUUUGCCUGUCCGUAAAGAAAAAUACUGUAUCACUAGGAAGAAGAGAAUGGCUGCCAGUCACAUGCGAACUCUGAUGACAAAAAUUGCCCAAGAUAUUGAAAGGCUUAUUCAUCCUAAUGAUAUUAUAGACAGAGUUGUGUAUGAUCUUGAUAAUCUCAGUUGUCUAGUGCCUGAUGAAGCAGAUGUCUUGAAGUUUAACUCCAAAUUUGAAUCAGGAAAUUUACGGAAAGUUAUUCAGAUCAGAAAAAAUGAGUAUGAUCUCAUUCUGAAUUCUGAUAUAAACAGCAAUCAUUAUCACCAGUGGUUUUAUUUUGAAGUCAGUGGAAUGCGAACAGGCAGUGCCUACCGAUUUAAUAUAAUCAACUGUGAAAAGACAAACAGUCAGUUUAAUUAUGGUAUGCAGCCCCUUAUGUACUCUGUUCAAGAAGCCCUGGGUGGCCGGCCUUCGUGGAUUCGUACAGGAACAGAUAUCUGUUACUACAAGAAUCAUUUUUCAAGAAGUUCAAUUGCAGCAGGAGGUCAAAAAGGAAAAUCAUAUUAUACAAUCACCUUCACAGUCACCUUCCAUCAUAAGGAUGAUGUUUGCUAUUUUGCUUACCAUUAUCCUUAUACUUACUCAGCUUUAAUGAUGCAUCUCCAAAAAUUAGAAUCCACAAACAAUCCUCAGCAGAUAUAUUUUCGGCAACAUCUUUUAUGUGAGACUCUCUCUGGGAAUAACUGUCCUGUAGUAACUAUUACAGCCAUGCCAGAAUCAAAUUACUAUGAACAUAUUUGUCAGUUCAGAAAUCGUCCUUAUAUUUUCUUAUCUGCGCGUGUACAUCCUGGAGAGACAAAUUCAAGUUGGGUUAUGAAGGGAACUUUGGAGUAUCUUACGAGUAAUACUCCUGGUGCCCAGAGUUUACGAGAGUCCUAUAUUUUUAAAAUUGUACCAAUGCUUAAUCCUGAUGGGGUCAUCAAUGGAAAUCAUCGUUGUUCCUUAAGUGGGGAGGAUUUGAAUAGACAAUGGCAAAACCCAAACCCAGAUCUGCACCCCACAAUUUAUCAUGCCAAAGGUCUGCUUCAAUAUUUGGCAGCUAUAAAACGUUUGCCAUUGGUUUUUUGUGACUAUCAUGGUCAUUCUCGCAAGAAAAAUGUAUUUAUGUAUGGCUGUAGCAUCAAGGAAACAAUAUGGCAUACUAAUGUUAGUGCUGCCUCUUGUGAUCUGAUUGAAGACCUUGGUUAUAGGACUCUCCCUAAGAUUCUGAGCCAGGCAGCGCCAGCAUUCAGUAUGAGCAGCUGCAGUUUUGUCGUGGAAAAAUCGAAGGAGUCUACAGCACGCGUUGUAGUAUGGAGAGAGAUAGGUGUUCAAAGAAGUUACACCAUGGAAAGCACAUUGUGUGGAUGUGAUCAAGGGAAAUACAAGGGCUUACAAAUCGGGACACGUGAACUGGAAGAGAUGGGAGCCAAAUUCUGUACUGGUUUAUUGCGUUUGAAAAAGUUGACAUCACCACUGGAAUAUAAUCUGCCAUCUACUCUUUUGGACAUUGAAAAUGAAUUGAUUGAAUCUAGUUGCAAAGUGACAAGCCCCACUACUUAUGUUCUAGAAGAAGAUGAACCUCGCUUCCUUGAAGAAGUGGACUAUAGCGCUGAGAGCAAUGAUGAGCCAGAUAUUGAUUUGGCAAAUAAUGCUGGAGACUAUGAGCCUUGUCUUCAAGAAGAUGGACUCUCUGACUCUGAAAUUACGAGGACACAUUUGCCUUGAGACAUUCUUGGUACAUGAAGGAGCAAACUACUGUGGCUUAUUUAAAAGGAACAUGGUGGGUUAUUUCACCUUGGGGUUUUGCUAAAGCAGAUAAACUGCAGUCAACCCAGUUUGAAAACAAUAAAUGCUUCUGGCUUUUAAAACAAUUGGCAUUUGUUUUAUUUGAGCAAUUUAAUUUUUAACUUAGCAUUGGAAUUAAUUUGUCCCUGGAUGCCUGCUACUUAACGAUGCAUGGCUUUUUGCUUUCGUCCACAUAAUCAGUAAAAUAAAAGAAGUAAUUUCUAAGAUGUAAUUGGCAAAUCAGAAGGUAGGAGUUAACCUUAUUCCUGUAGCACAAGAUGUUGGGCUAGUUAUUAAAGUUCACAUAGAUUUUGCAUUUGUGUGUGGGGUUUUAAUUCUUUUGUUUGUUGGAUACAGCACAAGGAUUUUUUUAAAAAUUAAAUUAUUUUUAACUGAACAGAUGAAAAAUAGAUGUUCUCAUUGCUACAUAUUUUAAGCUUAGAUUGCAUUGACAUGGUUUUGCUACAGCCUUAAUUUAAAAUUGGCAAUAUCCAUAUUUAUAGUUGAAAAAAGAAUUAUACCUGCAGAAAGAUUUUAUGUACAGAGUAACAUUUUGAGAGUGGAAAGUCUCACAUUCAGCUGUACUUGCAGCUUUUUCUCCUUGUCCCUAGUACAGUUUUAUGUGUCAUAAUAUUUCUCCAUAUGAAAACACUCCACAGAAAAUACAGGAGAGAGAAUUAGGCAUGCAUCCUUCCUUCCUGAAAUGCAGAACUUUUUUCCCAUGUGAAGGGAAACCUUAAAACCUAUGUUUUAAGAUGGUAUCAUCCAUUAGCUUUUUGUGGAAAAAAUAAGCCUCAUGUACCCAUGCUGACUAUAAAAUAUAUAUUUAUGUUAACACUUAUUACCUAAAACUCAUAACCAAAUUCUUUCUGAGGUUCAUAUAAAGCUUGGAGAAAAUAGGUGUUCUUUGUAAGCAUAACAAUUUCAUUGUAUGUAUAUUUCGUGAUACGAAUUCUAGAUCCUUUUCCAUAUUUAAUAUAGCCAAUAUGAGCUCAAAGUGCUCUGGAUACAAAGCAUAUACUUUUAUAUAUAUUGUGGAUUGUGGAAGAAUAAUGGUGUCCAUUUGGGUGGAAGUUGCUUUAUAGUCUCUCGAACUAUGUAAUCCAGAGAAAAAUUAAGCAUGCUGAAUUCUAAUUUUAAAAUAUUUAAGCACAUGUGUAUAUUGCAUUUUUCAAAUGUCUGAUGUCUGCUUUAUCUCCCUACCUCCUGAGUUCUAUAUUUUAUUGAAAUAUUUAAAACGAAAGGUGAUAUGUCAUUAGAACUAAUAUAAGAGGAUUGAAGGCCAGAUCUUUGUAGUAUUAGCCAAUCUGUUUCCUGGAAUAAAUCCACACUCCCUUUUUUGUUUCCUUUUAGCUUAUGCUAGAGGGGAUGGUCUGGAUUUUUCUUAACUAAAAUAACUUGCCUCAUGUAAAGGGAGAUUAUUUUAUCACUGUCCCCUCAUUGCCAAAGGAAGCAAUUAAAAACAGAAUCAAAUCAGUUUUAAGAGAUAAACGUUUAGUUUUCUGAGUUCCCACCUCCCACCCAAGCUAGACAUAUUUCAAAGUUAUAUAAAAUUAAUACAGGAAGUAUACCAAUGUACAGGAAAAUAUAAUAUAUUCAUUGAUUUUUUUAAAAAAUUAAUCCAAUCCAGAACUUUGCUAUUCAUAUAGGAUAGCUAAGUGUUCUGUCCACAAGGAAAAUGCAGUCAUGCUUUGAGUGAGACAAAAGGAUUUAUGGUUCUGGUUUUCUGGAAUUAAAAUGAAUAAACAAAUGCCUUCUAGCCAUAGUAGCAUUUUAGAACAGCAGAUACCCUAGACCUGCAUUUAAAUUGUGGAUUAGAUUAUAAAGGGAUUCCCUUUAUCAAAUCAAGGAGGAUUGUACAGAUGUACUGAACUGAUCCUAGGUGUAUUUGUUCUUUGGUUGUAAAGAAUUUACUGUGCAGUAAGGAAAUGAGUGGAUAAUUGAACCAUAUUGAUAUAACAAGGUGUAUUAAUUUUUCCAGCCUCUUAACUGAAGCAGAUUAAAGAGUCUUAUAGUUAAUCUUUUGAACUUUAUGAAUAUUUUCCUAUAUUUUUAAAUCUUUGAAUGUAUUUUCAUAUAGUUUUGUUUUUACAAAAUGAUUUUGAUGCAAAUAUGAUAUGAAACACCACAUAUAUUAAAAUAUAUACAUUUGAGUUGUACUUUGUCAACUUCUGGGACUUUCAUAGAUGGACAAAGAAAAUUAUGUAUCUGUAAUGCUUAUUUCUUUUAAUGAAAUCUUCCUUUUUAAAUAUUGUACUGUAUCUCACAGACAAAAAUAUGUGCCAACUAUCAGAUGUCAGUUGUAUGUGGAAUAUUAUUUUAGUCAUAACUGAAUAAUGACAACAAAGGCUCGAAUUAGACUGGCAAAUAUAAUGUAGUUUGUAUAAAAGCCAGAAAGCCCAAGUUUUAUUAUAAGAAUCCAUUGUAAUCCUGUAAUUAUAAAUUGUGGCAAUAUUACUGUGUAUGACCUAUUCCCAGAGAGAUAAUUUAUCAAGUAAAUGUAUAAUAAAAUAAUUAUCAUCA